AUGCUUGUAUUGUUCGUGCUCUUAAACUCAUUUAGCUUUAUCCAGUGCGUAAGAAUUUUAGGAUUCUUUCCCACGCCCUCAUACAGUAACCAGAUAAUUUUUCAACCGAUAUGGAAACAGCUGUCGUUACGAGGCCACAAUGUUACCGUCGUUACUCCUCAGCCCCUUUAUGACCCAAGUUUAACAAAUCUGACAGAAAUAGACAUUCCUUUCGCGUAUGAUAUACUAUCAAAGUACGGGUGGCCAAACGAAUAUGUCAAGUUGGCUUCAACGUUGCAUAGACUGGAUUACCUGCUUCAUGCAGGAAAGGAGUUGACAAUGAAUAUCUGGGAAUAUGGACCAGUACAACACAUUAUCAAUGAUCAGCAUGAUAAGUUUGAUUUGCUGAUAGUGCAAGUGGCCUACAACGUAAAUUUGCUGUUGAAUAGCUUGGCAUUCAAAUUUCGUACUCCAAUUGUUGGUAAGUCUGUAAAUUGA
Messenger RNA from Diabrotica virgifera virgifera (western corn rootworm), 477 nucleotides. Its product is annotated as UDP-glycosyltransferase UGT4-like. The coding region runs from base 1 to 477 and encodes 158 amino acids. The record is from RefSeq and is a predicted model, not a curated record. NCBI's taxonomy places the organism in Eukaryota, Metazoa, Arthropoda, Insecta, Coleoptera, Chrysomelidae. The transcript has a single exon.